UCCUCUCUUCUACUUAAACCCUCCCCCUGCGAUCCUCCCCCCCCGAAUUGACCUCCCUCUCAUACAUCAUUGAGAGUUAGUACCCUCUCUUGACCUCCUACGAUCAUAUCAUGUCUGCUUCGUGUUCGGCGUUGAGACGGCUGACCCACCGGUCUCCCCGCACUUUCCAGUCCCGCAUCUCCUCCGUCUCCAGAAUCUCAUCUGCCACCUCGUCCUUUUCCUCCCUCAACACUUUCCGCGCAGUGAACUCGGCCGCUCCUCGAGUCUCUCGUUUCUCAACCAUGGCACCUCUUCAGUCUAGCGCUCAGGAUGGCGCCUCCCAGAAGGCCUACGAUCCUGAAAUCCAGGACAUGGCUAACUAUAUUCACAACUACGAGGUUAACUCCGACUUAGCUUUUGACACUGCCCGUCUUGUUUUCCUCGACACCCUAGGCUGUGGAUUGGAAGCCUUGAAAUUCAAAGAGUGCACCAAGCUUUUGGGUCCCGUCGUGGAGGGAACCGUUGUUCCCAACGGAUCUCGUGUGCCCGGUACACCGUACCAGCUCGACCCUGUCAAUGGUGCGUUCAACAUUGGCGCGAUGAUCCGCUGGCUGGAUUACAAUGACUGCUGGUUGGCCGCCGAAUGGGGCCACCCUUCGGACAACUUGGGCGGUAUCCUCGCUGUGGCUGACUGGAUCUCCCGGACCAACCGCGCGGGCGGCAACAUUGCCGGUGGUAAGAUCGUGAAAGUCAAGGAAGUGCUGGAGGCCAUGAUCAAGGCCCAUGAGAUCCAAGGUGUGCUGGCGCUGGAGAACUCUUACAACAAGGUUGGCCUAGACCACGUUGUUCUGGUCAAGGUCGCGACAACCGCUGUGGUUGCUAAGAUGCUCGGCCUCAGUGAGAAACAGACUGCGGAUGCCAUCACCCAGGCGUUCGUCGACGGACAGAGUCUUCGGACUUACAGACACUCCCCCAACACCAUGUCCAGAAAGUCCUGGGCUGCCGGUGACGCUUGCCAGCGGGCUGUGAACCUUGUGCUUAAGGUGCAGAAGGGUGAGGGCGGUUUGCACACUGUUCUUUCUGCCCCUGUCUGGGGCUUCUACGAUGUGCUGUUCAAGGGCAAUAAGUUCAAGUUCCAGCGCCCCUAUGGCAGCUAUGUCAUGGAGAACGUCCUUUUCAAGGUCUCCUAUCCUGCCGAAUUCCACUCUCAGACAGCGAUCGAAGCCGCCGAGAUCAUCAACGAGAAGCUCGCUGCCAUGGGCAAGAGCGCCAAGGAUAUCAAGGAGAUCACCAACCGCACCCACGAAGCUUGCAUUCGCAUCAUCGACAAGCAGUUCAAGGCGAUGGACAACUUCGCGGACCGUGACCACUGCGUUCAGUACAUGGUCGCCACCAUGCUGGCAUUCAACCGCCUUACCGCCACCGACUAUGCCGAUGGCUCGGAGGCAGCCACCUCCCCACUCGUUGAGGAUCUCCGUAAGCGCAUUCGCUGCGUUGAGGAUACCAAGUUCACCACGGACUACCACGACCCAGCCAAGCGCACCAUCCCCAAUGCUCUUACCGUCACCCUGAACGACGGUACUGUGCUCGAGGAGGUCGUUGUCGAGGCUCCUCUGGGCCACCGUUUGCGCCGCGAAGAGGCCAAGCCCGAGAUCCUGUCCAAGUACAAGCGUCACUUGCAGGCUCACUUCGACCAGGCUCGCAUCGACGAGCUGCUCGAGUUGGGCUUGAACAAGUCUGCCCUUGAGGGUUACGAUGUGGACAAGUAUGUCGACUUGUAUGUCAAGGACAAGAUGGUCGCAUCUGCAUAG
Aspergillus nomiae NRRL 13137 is the source of this 1790-nucleotide messenger RNA. Its product is annotated as putative 2-methylcitrate dehydratase. Gene Ontology annotation, molecular function: 2-methylcitrate dehydratase activity; 2 iron, 2 sulfur cluster binding. NCBI's taxonomy places the organism in Eukaryota, Fungi, Ascomycota, Eurotiomycetes, Eurotiales, Aspergillaceae. The annotation marks the transcript as partial. The transcript has 4 exons. Gene Ontology annotation, cellular component: mitochondrion. The record is from RefSeq and is a predicted model, not a curated record.